GUUGUUACUUGUCCCAAGCAGCCAAAACGGAGGGAACCACAGCAAGUGCAAAUAACAUGCGACCCUGCCACCUCUGUCCUGCCGGGACAUGGAAAUAAAAUGCAUCAAAAUAAGAAGAGAGCCCUUUCAAGGGUAGGAUGAGCUUGUAUUUUUGUUUAUUGGAAAAUACUUUUGCAGACAAUAUACUAUUAGCUUAGUGGAUGCUUUUACCCAAGGUGAUGCACAAUUGAGAAAGGAGGGGCAGCCUGGCCCUGGGGCAAUUUGGAUUAAGGGUCUUGCUCAAGGGUCCAGUGAUGUAAUCGCUCCGACUAUGUGAUAUGAUCUGACGACCUACUGCUCCCGGGCACAGAUUCUCAACACACUGCCCCUCAUAUACUGGAUUAGAAUGUAACUGAUACAGUGGGCAAGCUAGGAAUGAUGGAGGGUGUUAACAUGUAGGUAGCUGCAGCGCCAGAGCAGCAGAAUGGGCAGGUACAAGCGUAGCGGUGCUGGACUGCAACCCUGAGAGCAAGACUCAGCUAGACGGCUUCAGAGCACCUGGAUGGUCUUAUGCCUUCUUCUCCUAAAGCAGGGGGAUCCUUCCUCUUAGCUCCACGGCCUUUACUGGAUUCUCUCCUCCAUCCAGCUCUAAAUCUGGAUUAAGGAUUUCUCGCUGAUCAAAUCAGAGUCAUCGGCUUUUUUUUUGUAACCUUCCUGUCUGCUUCUGAGUAAAACUGAAUUGAAAGCAAUACUGGCCACAAUGGGGGAAAUGACCAACAGUGACUUCCAUGAAAAGAACCAAAGAAACAAGACCAUCCAUGGGAGCGAAUUCGGCUGCUCCCUCAUGGAGCUGCGCUCCCUCAUGGAGCUGCGGGGUUUGGAGGCUGUCACCAAAAUCCAGGAAGACUAUGGGGACAUAGAUGGGCUCUGCAGGCGGCUGAAGACAUCGCCAACAGAGGGGUUGUCUGGAUCUGCCACUGACAUUAACAACAGGAAACUGAUCUACGGAGAAAACUUCAUUCCUCCCAAGAAGCCAAAAACUUUCCUACAGUUAGUAUGGGAGGCACUGCAGGAUGUCACCCUUAUUAUCCUGGAGGUAGCCGCAAUGAUCUCACUGGGUCUUUCCUUCUAUCAGCCACCAGGGGGCGAGAGUGAAUCAUGUGGAACCAUCACUGCAGGGGUCGAGGAUGAGGGCGAGGCAGAGGCUGGCUGGAUAGAGGGAGCCGCGAUCUUACUCUCUGUGGUGUGUGUGGUUCUCGUCACUGCUUUUAACGACUGGAGCAAAGAGAAACAGUUCAGGGGUCUGCAGAGCCGCAUUGAACAGGAGCAGAAGUUCACCGUCAUCCGCUGCGGGACUGUCGUACAGAUACCCGUGGCUGACAUUCUGGUCGGCGAUAUUGCACAAGUGAAGUACGGUGACCUAUUACCGGCUGAUGGAGUCUUGAUACAAGGGAAUGACCUGAAGAUUGACGAAAGUUCCUUGACGGGGGAAUCUGACCAUGUACGGAAAUCAGCAGACAAGGACCCCAUGCUGCUCUCUGGCACCCAUGUGAUGGAAGGCUCAGGACGAAUGCUGGUCACAGCCGUAGGAGUCAACUCCCAGACAGGAAUCAUCUUCACGCUGCUAGGUGCUGGUGGUGAGGAGGAGGAAAAAAAAGAGAAAAAAGGUAAAAUGCAAGAUGGCAAUAUGGAGAACAACCAAACCAAAGCCAAGAAGCAGGAUGGCGCUGCGGCGAUGGAAAUGCAGCCAUUGAAGAGUGCAGAGGGCGAGGAUGCAGACGAGAAAGAGAGGAAGAAGACCAGUGUGUCCAAGAAAGAGAAAUCUGUCCUUCAGGGCAAACUGACCAAGCUGGCCGUCCAGAUCGGCAAAGCAGGUCUGGUGAUGUCGGCCAUCACAGUUAUCAUUCUGGUGCUCUACUUUGCCAUUGAUAACUUUGUCAUUGCGAAGAAGCCAUGGAUGACGGAAUGUACACCUAUCUACAUCCAGUAUUUUGUCAAGUUUUUUAUCAUUGGGGUUACUGUCCUGGUUGUAGCUGUUCCUGAGGGUCUUCCUUUGGCAGUUACCAUUUCUCUGGCCUACUCUGUCAAGAAAAUGAUGAAAGAUAACAACCUAGUACGGCAUCUUGAUGCCUGUGAGACAAUGGGCAACGCCACAGCCAUCUGCUCGGACAAAACGGGCACACUCACUACCAACAGGAUGACUGUGGUGCAAGCCUAUGUGGGAGAUGUUUACUACAAGGAGGUCCCUGACCCAGAUGCCCUGCCAUCCAAAACCCUGGAAAUGCUGGUCAACGCCAUUGCCGUAAACAGUGCCUACACCACCAAGAUACUGCUCCCUGACAAGGAAGGUGGCCUACCUAAGCAAGUGGGCAAUAAGACCGAAUGCGCCCUUCUAGGCUUCGUUCUAGAACUGAAGCGUGACUAUCAACCAAUCCGUAACAUGAUCCCAGAGGAAAAGCUCUACAAGGUCUACACCUUUAACUCCGUCAGAAAGUCCAUGAGCACAGUCAUUAAGAUGCCUGGCGGUGGCUUCAGGAUGUUCAGCAAAGGAGCGUCAGAGAUCGUGCUGAAAAAGUGUGCUCAGAUCCUGAAUGGGGCGGGGGAGCCACGUAUCUUCCGCCCACGGGAUCGGGAUGAGCUGGUAAAGAAGGUGAUUGAGCCCAUGGCCUGUGAUGGCCUGAGGACCAUCUGUGUGGCAUACCGUGACUUCCCUGCAGAUCCUGAGCCCGAGUGGGAUGACGAAAACAAUGUUGUCACCAACCUGACCGCCAUCUGUGUGGUUGGGAUUGAGGAUCCAGUUAGACCAGAGGUGCCUGAUGCCAUCCGGAAGUGCCAACGUGCGGGCAUCACAGUGCGCAUGGUAACUGGGGACAAUAUCAAUACCGCCCGUGCCAUUUCCAUUAAAUGUGGCAUCAUUCAGCCAGGGGAGGACUUUCUGUGCAUCGAUGGGAAGGAGUUCAACAGGAGGAUCCGCAAUUCGAAAGGAGAGGUAGAACAAGAGCGCAUCGAUAAAAUCUGGCCACGGCUAAGGGUUCUGGCGAGGUCUUCUCCGACCGACAAGCACACUUUGGUUAAGGGAAUCAUUGACAGCACCCUAGUGGACCAAAGGCAGGUGGUGGCAGUGACAGGCGAUGGGACCAAUGACGGACCAGCCUUGAAGAAAGCCGACGUGGGCUUUGCCAUGGGAAUUGCUGGUACAGACGUAGCCAAGGAGGCCUCUGAUAUCAUCCUAACCGAUGACAACUUCUCCAGCAUAGUGAAGGCCGUGAUGUGGGGGAGGAACGUCUACGACAGCAUCUCCAAGUUCCUGCAGUUUCAGCUGACCGUAAAUGUUGUGGCGGUGAUUGUGGCUUUCACUGGGGCGUGCAUCACUCAGGACUCUCCGCUGAAGGCUGUUCAGAUGCUGUGGGUGAACCUCAUUAUGGACACCUUUGCAUCGCUGGCGCUGGCCACCGAACCACCAACAGAGGCCCUGCUGAUGAGGAAGCCCUACGGUCGCAACAAGGCGCUCAUCUCUAGUACAAUGACGAAGAAUAUUUUGGGCCAUGCCAUCUACCAGCUCACCAUCAUAUUUACGCUCCUUUUUAUUGGUGAAGAGAUCUUUGACAUUGACAACGGAAGGAAUGCUCCUCUUCACUCGCCGCCCUCUGAGCAUUACACCAUCAUCUUUAAUGCCUUUGUCAUGAUGCAGCUGUUCAAUGAGAUCAAUGCUCGCAAGAUCCACGGGGAACGGAAUGUUUUUGAAGGCAUCUUCAGGAAUCCUAUCUUCUGCUCAAUUGUGUUUGGAACUUUUGGUAUUCAGAUUGUGAUUGUGCAGUUUGGAGGAAAACCAUUCAGCUGUUCUCCUCUGGACCUAGACAAGUGGAUGUGGUGUAUUUUCCUGGGCAUGGGUGAGCUUGUCUGGGGACAGGUAAUAACGACAGUUCCCACAAACUGGCUUAAGUUCCUAAAAGGGGCUGGCCGUCUUACGUACAAGGAGGAUCUUCCGGAGGAGGACAUGAAUGAGGACAAUGAGGAGAUAGAUCAUGCUGAGAGAGAGUUACGCAGAGGGCAAAUUCUUUGGUUCCGUGGCCUGAACCGGAUUCAGACUCAGAUACGUGUGGUAAACGCGUUCCGCAGCUCCCUCUACGACGGCCUAGAAAAGCCAGAGUCACGGACCUCCAUCCACAGCUUCAUGACCCACCCUGACUUUAGGACGCCAGACUCCCAGCCCAGCAUCUCCCUGGUUGACACCUCGACUGGGGAGGAAGACCUGACCCUGAGGCACAGCUCCAGCCAGCUCUCAUCACCUACCAAGAACAUCAACCCCCUGGACAGCGGCAUCUACCUGACCAUCGACACCAGUCACUCUUUAGCCUCCUCCAGUCCAGGCAGCCCUCUUCACAGCCUGGAGACCUCCCUCUAGCCCUGACAGUCUGUGCUAAAAUUAAAACUGCACAACCUAGGUGUGAACAAGCCAACACGAGUGCCAGAUAAGUGUGAAGGUUGGACUGGAGCACUCCUUUACAGCGAAUAUUUCACGUGGAUGGCGGGGAAGGGGGGGGGCGGCUGAAUUUCAGUGACGUGAUUCGGAAACCAAGUGGCUUGGCCGUUACCUUCUUCCCUUGGAAUAAAACUGACUGUAUGGAUUAUAAAUUUAAAGAGAAAAACUCUCUUUACUGCUCAUGCAUGAAUGUACAUUAUCACGUUUUAUUUAAUUGUGUUAGACUUUAGUUAGGAUUUUAUUAUUUGGGUCUCUUUCAGUGGGAAAUGCCCUGGACUGCACGUUUUACGGCAGCUUAUCCGACUUAAUUUGUCUGUGCGUUUUUGAGGGUCUUGUGCGGCAUGGGCUUAGAUCAGCAGUUUAUUUCAGUAAUACUUUGAGAAGCGUGCUAAGGUUGCAGGGCACAACUUUAUCAGUGGAUUUGCAUACAUCGGAAAAAAAAGAGACGUUUAUAAAUAACAAUUAAAAAUUAUAGUUUCCAUAAAGAAUUCUUCAUCGUUUAUCGGCAUGUUGCCUUGUUUCUGCUUUAGCAGCUCUAACUACUUUAACCUUUGUCCUGAUAAGGAUGUCAUUUGUUUACAGACCUUCCAGGUUUAGGUGUUUAGGGGUACAGUGCUGUGCCGCAGAUGCAGCUGGAAUGGCUCAAGGUGUCGCAUACCUUUGUAACGUCGGAGCGUAGGUGUUUUAUUUCAAAAUGUGUACUGAAUUUGCCUGCUAAUGUAGAUAUUAUUAGAAGAUAAAGGAAGCCAAAAUAUAAUGAGAUAUAACAAUUACCGUGACAUCUUAGUGUAAUGAUUCUGAGUGGCUUCUUUUAUUUCCAUAUACACAACUUAAGAUUAUUUUGUUCCGCUUUUAGUUUGAAAAUUAUUUUUAUUUUUAUUAUUUAUUUUUUACUCCGUGCGUAAAAUGUAUUUGAGAUCAACCUCAAAUCGGGAAUCGGUUUUGAGGAACGUCGAACAGUAAUUUUAUUGAAAUGUUUCCUAAAUAAAUAUGCUUGUUUAAGGUAGUUAUUUUUAUUAAAUUAUAUGUAACUAUCAAAAGCUACAAUGGAUUCCUAAUAUACGAAAAACGUGAAAAAAAAAAUGAAAUUAUUAGCUUAUAUGUAUGAAAAUCAAACAUUGUGUUGAAAUCGUGUGCUACAUUGUGUAUUGAGUAUUUUAUUUAAUUCUUAUUUUUAGUUUUAGAUUUCUAUGUUUCAGUUUACUGAGAAAUUCACAAUGGAAUGUUUUUGAGAAAAAAAACUGCACUCUCCAGAUAUGAAUGAAACUUUGUGGUGUAAACUUUUAUGUGCAACUGUAUGGGUUUUAUCCCAGCUUGUCUUCCUGCAGUCACUACAUACACAUGCGAAGCCCUAUGGAGGUCAAGGGCUGUUAUCUAUUUUAUUGUGUAUUUGUGCUCAAAAGGUGUUCAGAUGAUUUGCCUUGAAAAACAAACAGACAAACAUGUGCACCAAGAUGCCGGCAGCCACAAGGUAUCAGCAUCAUCCUGACUCAUAAUCCUCUCAUUAAGAAAGAGUGAAGAAUUACACAAAAUAUGCAGGUCAAAUUCGCCCUUGUUUUUACUUUGGACCAAUCCUUGCAUUUGGUUGUUACUGGACAUCAGAGAAGCUUCAGAAGGGAAUAAAUUUUCUAACCUUUUCAUGUUGUAACAGCGACGGAAGCAUGUAAGAAUUAUAUCAUCACCCGUCCGUUUAAAGGCAGAGAUGGUGAAAAAAGUGACCGUUGUCUUCUCUUUGUCGAUCUUGUGUCAAUGUUUUUAUUUAAUGUUAUUUAAUUUAUUAUUUACUGUCACUUUAGGUACCUGGAAACUACCUGUACUUCAAAACGAAAAACUCAUCUUUCAAAUAAAUUGUAUCGGCUACAUGAUAUAUUCCUCAGGAAACAGAAAACAUUCUUGGGUAAAAUGAAUGCGCACAAUUUACGCUUGUGUCAAAGCAGAGAAUAAAGGUAAUAUUUAUGUCCCUGAUAACACCAUUAAUGCAGCUAAUCUAUACUGCUACACAUUUUAUUGAAUACAUUUUCCAUAGAUUUAAGAAUGAAUUUUAAAAAUACAUUCACAAACAGGUGAUAAAUUAACAUCUCUAUAUAGGAACUUGGACUAGGUUGUCCUAGGUUGUUCGGUGUGUGCAGUUUUUCAGACACCUGAACAUUUCUGUGCCAGCUUAGUGUUAUGCUUGCCAAGAUGAUUUAGCUUUCUGUGUGUGUUUAAUGAGAGCUGCACACACCGUGGUCUCGAAACAUGAGGGCGAAGGAAGACUUCUGCGUGGACCAGGGUUCGGGAAUUGCCCCGUUUAGACACCUGUUUAUUUUAGGGUGCAGUUCUCAGUUACGCUUCAUGCUUUCUGAAGAUUCCAGCUCAUUGCUUCUUAAAAAUUCUGAUCACUGCUUGUGAAUCUACCUCUUAGUGGUUCUGUGUUUUGUUCUAAGCAACGUGAAUAUUGUGGGAUGAAGAAAAUACUAAAUGCUCAGAGUGCAUCUGGUACUCAUGCACGUUUGGGCCGUGACGACUGCUGUUCCAUCAUGUUUUUAUGAUUUUUUUUUUUUUUUAGAUAUUCACUAUAAUUGUAAAUAAAAACCUAUGUCUUAGUUAAUAUAAUGCUAUGCAAUAGUCAUGCUUUUCUAUUGCUAUCCGUGAACCUUCUGUUGUGUUUCUGGAACUCCUGCGGUCUGAAGUGCAGUGAACAUAUAAACUUUGACUUCCAACUAAA
This is a messenger RNA of Paramormyrops kingsleyae, 7169 nucleotides long. RefSeq names its product plasma membrane calcium-transporting ATPase 2-like. Gene Ontology annotation, cellular component: postsynaptic density membrane; plasma membrane; intracellular membrane-bounded organelle. Lineage: Eukaryota; Metazoa; Chordata; Actinopteri; Osteoglossiformes; Mormyridae. The record is from RefSeq and is a predicted model, not a curated record. Gene Ontology annotation, biological process: regulation of cytosolic calcium ion concentration; calcium ion transmembrane transport. Gene Ontology annotation, molecular function: ATP hydrolysis activity; PDZ domain binding; ATP binding.